AUGGGGUCGGGCGUGGGACUGUGCAGAAAGCUCCCCUGUAGCAAGCUGGCCCAGUUCACCUUGGUCUCCCAGCGAGGAACAGGCCUGCUUUGUCAGGUAGUGCAUCAGAGGUGUCCAGCAGCUGCUCAGGUGACCACCAUGUGUCUGGCUUCUCAGCGGCCUGAGCCACUGGAGGUCUGGAAGCAGGAGAAUGGGCUUAUCUCUCAAGGUCCUCCAGAUGGGCAGAAUGCAUUGACUUACAAUGAUGUGCAUGAAAACUUCACUCAAGAAGAGUGGGCUUUGUUGGAUCCUUCCCAGAGGAGUCUCUAUGAAGAUGUGAUGCUGGAGACCUACAGGAACCUCACUGUUAUAGGCUAUACUUGGAAAGAUCAUAAUACUGAAGAACAUUGUCAAAGUUCUAGAAGACAUGGAAGGUUUGAAAACAGUCAUAUUGGAGAGAAACCCUCUGAAGAUAUGCGAUAUGGUGAUGUUUUUGCACAUCAAAGUAUUCCCCACAUAUACAAAAGAACUCAUACUGGAGAGAAGCUCUAUGAAUUUAACCAAUAUGGUAAAGCCUAUGCAUAUAAAAGUGAACUUCAAACACAUGAAAGAAUUCAUGUUGGGCAGAAAUUGCACAAAUGUAAUAAAUGUGCUAAUGCCUUUGCAAACAACAGUUGUCUCCUAAUACAUAAAAGAAUCCAUAAUAGAAAGAAAUCUUAUGAACUUAUCUCCAAAUACAUAAAACAGCACAUCCUGUAA
This is a messenger RNA of Meriones unguiculatus (Mongolian gerbil), 738 nucleotides long. Its product is annotated as zinc finger protein 431-like. The record is from RefSeq and is a predicted model, not a curated record. Lineage: Eukaryota; Metazoa; Chordata; Mammalia; Rodentia; Muridae. Gene Ontology annotation, biological process: regulation of DNA-templated transcription. Bases 1 to 738 code for a protein of 245 amino acids. The transcript has 5 exons.